Molecule: messenger RNA, 1629 nt
Organism: Pimephales promelas (fathead minnow)
Lineage: Eukaryota; Metazoa; Chordata; Actinopteri; Cypriniformes; Leuciscidae
Gene: id2a
Product: inhibitor of DNA binding 2a
Biological process (GO): circadian regulation of gene expression; cell differentiation; negative regulation of transcription by RNA polymerase II
Cellular component (GO): nucleus; cytoplasm
Molecular function (GO): protein dimerization activity; transcription regulator activity
Source: RefSeq, a predicted model, not a curated record
CAGCGAUGACAGCUCGCUAAUCCACUGCGUUUGCUUCAACAGCCCAGCGCAAAGAGGAAAUCUCGAACACAAAGGCGACUCUUUCAACGAAACCGUUCCUUACAGAGCUGUCAACAUGAAGGCAAUAAGCCCAGUGAGGUCUUUCCGGAAAAGUAGCGCGACUGUGACGGAGCACAGUCUGGGAAUCUCACGGAGCAAGACCCCCGUGGAUGAUCCGCUGAGCCUGCUCUACAACAUGAACGACUGCUACUCUAAACUGAAGGAGCUGGUGCCGAGUAUCCCGCAGAACAAGAACGUGAGCAAAAUGGAAAUCCUGCAACAUGUCAUCGAUUAUAUCCUGGACCUGCAGAUCGCACUUGACUCGAAUUCGGCGAUCACCAGCCUGCAUCACCCGCGAGCAGGGCAGGGGACAUCCAGAACACCCCUGACAACACUCAACACAGACAUCAGCAUCCUCUCAUUACAGACACCUGAGUUUCAAUCAGAUUUGAUCACAGAGGACAGCAGGACACUUUACCGUUAAUCAGGUGUUUGGUUAAGACACAAGAACACACAGGACCUGGGAACUGGCUUUUCCUCCAAUUUUUGUUCUCAGUCUGGAGUUUUUUUUUUUUUUCUUCUUCUUUCUUUCCUGUAAUUGAAUCAAGAGACUUUUUUUUUUUUUUUUGCUUCUAAAAGGACAAUCCAUGUGAUGUGUUAUAAGUUCGGACAAUGAUUAUUUAUCUUCUAAAAAGACUUAUUUGGUCCUUUCUUCAAGAGGAAGAAGCACUAUUCCCUAAAAAAUAGGGGGGAAACCUGUAAAUGAUCGCAAGGAACCUUUUCUCUGCAUUGAGAAGAAGUCUUACCUUUUUUUCGUGAAGAACGUGUGAAUAGGAGACGACGUGGUUAGUUACUGUACAAAGUUUAAGUCUGUUUUUGUCAAUUCUUUUGGCACAUGAAGGACUGGACGUUGAAAAUGACAUGACGAAACCUUGUGAACUCUCUCUCUCUCAGAGUUUUAUCUUGUAUAGUUGCAGAAAUUGGACUGUCAGUAUCUGCAAAGUGUUAUGCUGUAUGCUGAGACUUUUUAUAAAAGUAAUAUUGUAAAUCGUACCUUUUUUUUAUACAAAAUAAAUCAAAUGCUUUAUUUGACACUGGUCUGUUCUGCUUGCAUCUUAAUGUCAAUUCUGCCAGUGUUGUGCUGUAUAUUCUUGACCUUGCCUUUUCUAUCCUGGUACUUAAACGCAUGUCACUGACCUUUCAUACGUGCACAUUUGCCCAUUACUGACGGGAACCUGCAUUAAUCUUUUACAUUGCCAUGUGUUUGUGUAAAGGUGCAUUCAUUCUAGUUCGUAAUGGGGGAAAUGUGCCAUUUCCUAAUAUAGAACUGUCCACAAAUCAUACGGCCUAGCAGUUUUUCUUGCGACUUUUAACCUCUUUCUGACUUCCUGUGUGGGGAAACUUGAAGGUGUCUGGAAGUAGAACAUUAACGGUGACCGUUUCCACAAGUUCUCUCAUUCGUAUGUUUUGAAAUGGCGGUUAAACUCAAAAUUGAGUUUUUGAUUUGUGAAAUUCAGUUUGUAAAAUCACUGUCUGUAGCGUUACAGUUUGUCCCCUAAUAAGCACGAAGGAAUAAAUCAGAAAUCUGAA